AUGGAUCCUAUUUGGAAGAUGACAGAACCAGUUCCAUCAUCUAGCAAACUUGGGAAACCAAAAUGGUAUUUUGCGGACGAUGAGCUUACGAGGCUUCCAUCUAAAAUGUCUUUGGAUUCGAUUACAAAUGGAAAAUUGCAGAGUUUGUUCAGGGAAUCAUUAGACAAUUUUUUGUGCUUGAUGAUUGAGGCUUGUUGAUGGAAUUUGUUUGAUGAUAAAGGUUUU
Messenger RNA from Meloidogyne enterolobii, 225 nucleotides. The record is from the annotation of a GenBank genome assembly. NCBI's taxonomy places the organism in Eukaryota, Metazoa, Nematoda, Chromadorea, Rhabditida, Meloidogynidae.